This is a messenger RNA of Eubalaena glacialis (North Atlantic right whale), 1173 nucleotides long. It is a transcript of the gene ZDHHC12, whose product is annotated as zinc finger DHHC-type palmitoyltransferase 12. The record is from RefSeq and is a predicted model, not a curated record. Gene Ontology annotation, biological process: peptidyl-L-cysteine S-palmitoylation; protein targeting to membrane. Gene Ontology annotation, cellular component: endoplasmic reticulum; Golgi apparatus. The transcript is spliced from 5 exons. Gene Ontology annotation, molecular function: protein-cysteine S-palmitoyltransferase activity. Lineage: Eukaryota; Metazoa; Chordata; Mammalia; Artiodactyla; Balaenidae. The coding region runs from base 47 to 838 and encodes 263 amino acids.
CCGCCCCUCUGAGCGCUUCUUCCGGGUGGGGCCCCGGGCAGAGGCGAUGGCGCCCUGGGCGCUCCUCAGACCUGGGGUCCUGGUGCGGACCGGGCACACCGUGCUGACCUGGGGGAUCACGCUGGUGCUCUUCCUGCAUGAUACCGCACUGCGGCAGUGGGAAGAGCAGGGGGAGCUGCUCCUGCCCCUCACCUUCCUGCUCUUGGUACUGGGCUCCCUGCUGCUUUACCUGGCUGUGUCACUCAUGGACCCGGGAUACGUGAAUGUCCUGCCCCAGCCCCAGGAGGAGGCCAAGGAAGAGCAGACAGCCAUGGUUCCUCAGGCCAUCCCCCUUCGGCGCUGCAGAUACUGCAUGGUGCUGCAACCCCUGCGGGCCCGUCACUGCCGUGAGUGCCGUCGUUGUGUCCGCCGAUAUGACCACCACUGCCCCUGGAUGGAGAACUGCGUGGGGGAGCGCAAUCACCCACUCUUUGUGGCCUACCUGGCGCUGCAGCUGGUGGUGCUUCUGUGGGGCCUGUACCUGGCAUGGUGGGUUCCCCCCGCGCCCUGGGUCUGGCCUCCGCUUCUUCCGGCCUUGGGGGCUCUGGCUGCGGUCCAGUGGGCUCCUGUUUGCCACCUUCCUGCUGCUGUCGCUCUUCUCCCUAGUGGCCAGCCUGCUCUUGGCCUCGCACCUCUACCUGGUGGCCAGCAACACCACCACCUGGGAGUUCAUCUCCUCACACCGCAUCGCCUACCUCCGCCAGCGCCCCGGCAACCCCUUCGACCGCGGCCUGACCCGCAACUUGGCCCACUUCUUCUGUGGAUGGCCCUCGGGGUCCUGGGAGACCCUCUGGGCUGAGGAGGAGGAAGGCAGUAGCCAGGAUGUUUAGGGUUGCUAGAGGCCGGGCCACCAUCUUGUGCUUGAAAACCAGAGGGGCUGCACCCGGGGUCGUCAGCCCUCCGAGGGCCUGGGGCUCCUCACUCCUGCCCACUCCUCCCAGGCCUCAGAGUGGAGCUGAAGGACAGAACCCUGCCUCAAAGGCAGAAGAGGAGGAAGAGGACCCAUGGGGGGGCUCGGGCACAAAGGACCUGGGCUGCGGAGACUUCCACCCUCCCCGCCCCCCAAGCCAGGCUGCCUCCAAUGCACAGUUUUAUAAAUUUAAUAAUCCAUAAAGCAAGUCAAGUGUUCAAAAA